Anopheles aquasalis is the source of this 2401-nucleotide messenger RNA. RefSeq names its product synaptic vesicle 2-related protein. NCBI's taxonomy places the organism in Eukaryota, Metazoa, Arthropoda, Insecta, Diptera, Culicidae. Gene Ontology annotation, cellular component: membrane. The record is from RefSeq and is a predicted model, not a curated record. Gene Ontology annotation, molecular function: transmembrane transporter activity. Gene Ontology annotation, biological process: transmembrane transport.
UGGCGUGUUGGUAGUGGUGGAUCAAGCCCACAGACCCGUAGCGAUGGGCAAACCCUCUAUUGCCGAAAUGCCGAGCGCUCAAGUAACUGUAUAACGGCCAGGCCAGGUGAACAAUAAACCAACGCCACCUCCACCCCGCGGUGGAUCGUCUUCCGCCACCGCCACCGACGACGAAGACGAUUGUAGUGGUGGUGUUUGCUCUGCCUCGGACUCUGGCACAGUGAACAGCGAAGCACCAGGCAGUCCAUCAGUCUUGUUACUGUGCCGUGCGCCAGGGAAGGCGAAGAAGCUCAUCGGGGUGGGGUUUUUUUUGUUGCUUUUUUCGGGGAGUCGGACGUGUCGAAAUUGGUGGUUCGCGUUUUGCAUACUACGCCUUACUACGCCAUCCGCACUGUGGUGCGUGCGUGCGUGCAUUGUGCGCAAACUCUCGGUGAUUGCACCACGGCCAUAUAUCGUCGAGUACGCCCCGAGUGGUCUUUGACCCCCGUCGUCGUCUUCUUUGGCGGAAUUGUUGCGGACUUCUUCAAAUUCGAAAGUGUCACGGAGUGCUGCCUUCAACACGCAACGCCUGUGGACGCGUGAGCAGCAACAGUAGCAGCAGAAACAACCGAAGACGUUGUGCGUUGGAAUGUGGUGCUGCAAAGGAAACAAUCAUAUUCAUCGAGUCGCAGUUCCAGAUACCGUUAGUUACCUACGUCUUCUUUUUCUUCCUCAUCUGUAAUCGUGCACCGUGAUCCACAUCUGCAAAGAGAGAUAGAAAGAGAGUCAGAGAGAGCGAUAGAGAGAGAGAGAGAGUAAAGACACAGCGUCACAAUGAAGCCAAGACGGGUAGUUGGCCUUUCGAGAGGCUACGAGGAGAUGGAUGGUGCUAAUGUACCUCGCCCACCAGGGAGCACGGCAACAGCAGCACCCACAUCAUCCGCCGGUGGUGCAGAGCAAAACGGUGACAGGAAUGGUGCUGCAGGAGGAACGAUGCUAACGGCCGCUGGUGCCGGUGCUCCGGAGUUUGAGCUCGCUUCGGUCAGUGUCGUACCGGAUGAUACGUACACGGUGACGCAGGCUGUCAAUGCGCUCGGGUUCGGAUGGUUCCAGGUGAAGCUGUCCCUGUGCGUUGGGUUGUGUUGGAUGGCCGAUUCGAUGGAGAUGACGAUACUGAGUGUGCUUGGACCGGCGUUGCAUUGCGAUUGGGGUAUCACGCGGUACCAGCAGGCCCUUGUCACUACCGUCGUGUUCCUCGGAAUGAUGCUUAGUUCAACGUUUUGGGGCCAUCUGAGUGAUCGAUAUGGCCGGAAACCGGCAUUGACACUGUGCGGUGUGCUGCUGUUCCUGUACGGCCUGCUGAGUUCCGUUGCGCCCAGUUUCGGUUGGUUGCUGUUGCUUCGAGGACUCGUUGGAUUCGCCAUCGGUUGUGUACCACAAUCCGUUACACUCUACGCCGAGUUCCUGCCAACGAAACAGCGGGCCAAGUGUGUUGUGCUACUGGAUUGCUUUUGGGCGUUGGGAGCAUGCUUCGAGGUGGCGCUUGCAUUGGCCGUCACACCGAAUCUUGGCUGGCGAUGGUUGCUAGGACUGUCGGCUGCACCGCUUUUCAUCUUCGCCAUCAUCACACCGUGGCUUCCGGAAUCGGCCCGCUAUCACGUCACGAGUGGCCAAAGCGAUAAAGCACUCAACACACUCGAACAGAUCGCCAAGGAUAACCGGCGACCGAUGCUACUCGGCCGGUUGGUCGUCGAAGGGCCGAGUGGUUCGCGCGGUAGCUUCAAGGCACUGCUCGGUAGCUCGCUCCGGCGCACCACCUUGCUCCUGUGGUUUAUCUGGAUGUCGUGUGCGUUCUGCUACUACGGGCUCGUCCUGAUGUCGACCGAGCUGUUUGGAGGAAAGAACAAAACGAUCGUCGAUGGUGACGAACCGGGCAUGAUCGACUGUCAACCGCUGGCGACGACGGACUAUAUGGAUCUGCUGUGGACGACACUGGCCGAGUUUCCGGGCAUUUUCGCUACCAUCUACGUGAUCGAGCGAUUUGGGCGAAAGAAAACGAUGGCCCUUCAGUUUCUGUUCUAUGCCGGCUGUGUGCUUAUGAUCACCGUUACCGAGGUACGCGUCUUCCUGACCAUUAUCCUGUUUAUGGCACGUGGUGUCAUUGCGGGGCUGUUCCAGGCCGCGUAUGUCUACACACCGGAGGUGUACCCGACGGCUCUCCGUUCUGUCGGUGUCGGUGGAUGCUCGGCACUGGCACGGUUAGGCGCGAUGGCAACGCCGUACAUCGCGCAGGUGCUCUUUCAGUCUUCGAUCUGGAGUGCGGUGUCCGUGUACGGGAUAUUUGCGGCCUGUGCCAGUGUGGCGUGUAUGCUGUUACCGUACGAAACACGGGGUGCCGAUUUGGCGCACUAAACGUGGCCAA